Molecule: messenger RNA, 6200 nt
Organism: Penaeus indicus
Lineage: Eukaryota; Metazoa; Arthropoda; Malacostraca; Decapoda; Penaeidae
Gene: Csk
Product: tyrosine-protein kinase CSK-like
Exons: 13
Coding region: 305-1663 (452 amino acids)
Biological process (GO): protein phosphorylation
Molecular function (GO): non-membrane spanning protein tyrosine kinase activity; protein binding; ATP binding
Source: RefSeq, a predicted model, not a curated record
GUGCAUUUGUAAGUGUGCGUGCGGGAGCCGAGAGAGCAGGACGUGUGCACUGUGCAUCUGUCGGCAACGGGGCCUCCGACGGACGCAGCCGAGACUCUGCCGCCCGGGAUCGCCGCCGAGUUCGGGAGAGACGCCGGGCACGUGGCUGUACGAGCGAGAGUUGGAGGCGAGAGUAGCGGGCGAGAGUAGCGACCGAGAGUCCAAGGUCCACGGUGGGCCUCGAGUAGGUCUGUUUGUCUAGCGUGCGAUGGAGGAGGCCGAGGACAAGGCGUCACUAUAGGCGUCGACCAUCCCCAACGGCACCAUGAGCCACACCACGGUCAGGGGCCCCUUCGCCCCUGACACGGAGGUGGUGGCCAGCUAUGCGUUCUCGGGCACUUCGCCAGAGGACCUACCCUUCUCCAAGCUGGAGCGCCUAACCAUCGUCCGAGCAACCAACGACGUCAACUGGGUCAAGGCCAGGAACCGCGACGGCAUGGAGGGCAUGAUUCCCACCUCGUACGUCACGGAAUGCAGGAAGGAGGUCAAGCUCAAUACUAUGGCAUGGUUCCACGGCAAGAUCAGCCGUGAGGAAGCCGAGAACCUGCUGACGCCGCGCGAGGACGGCCUCUUCCUGGUGCGCGAGUCCACCAACUUCCCCGGGGACUACACCCUCUGCGUCUGCUUCGAGCAGAAGGUUGAGCACUAUAGAGUAAUAUAUAAGGACAACAAAUUGACUAUUGAUGAGGAGGAAUUCUUCGACCAUCUCACUAAACUGGUUGAGCACUAUGAACAAGACGCCGAUGGCCUGUGCACGCAGCUCAAGCGCUCAGUCCCCAAGCAAGGGAGACGGGAAUAUGCGGUGGAUCCCGAGAAGGCCUUCAAGGCGGCUGGCUGGUCCAUAAACAGACAGGACCUUAAGCUUUUAGACUCCAUAGGCAAGGGUGAAUUUGGCGAUGUCCUCCUGGGAGAGUGGCAGGGGCAGAAGGUGGCUGUGAAGAGACUGAAGGACAGUAGCAGAACGGCGCAGGGCAUCCUAGAAGAGGCCUCCCUCAUGACGAGUCUGAAGCACAACAACCUAGUGAACCUCUUAGGACUGGUGUUUGAGGACUCUUGCAUCCUGCUGGUGACAGAGUUCAUGAGCAAAGGAUCCCUCGUGGAUUACCUGCGUUCCAGGGGCAGGUUUCAUGUUUCCAAAAGAGAUCAGAUAAAUUUUGCUUGCGACACAUGUAGUGGUAUGGCUUACUUGGAGUCCCAGAAGGUGGUCCACCGUGACCUGGCUGCCCGUAAUGUGCUCAUCAGUGAGGAAGGUGUGGCCAAGGUUUGCGACUUCGGCCUGGCCCAGGAAAUGAAGCUGAAACUGGACGGUGGAAAGUUCCCCAUCAAGUGGACAGCACCUGAGGCUCUCAGACAGAGUAAAUUUUCAAACAAAUCUGAUAUGUGGUCUUUUGGAAUUCUUCUGUGGGAGAUUUACUCUUUUGGUAGAGUUCCUUACCCUCGAAUUCCACUAGCAGAUGUGAUGAAACAUGUCGAAAAAGGUUACCGCAUGGAGGCACCUGACCUCUGCCCUCCAGAAGUUUACCAACUUAUGAAGGAUGCAUGGAACGAGAACUGCAAACGUAGACCCACAUUCCAAGAGGCACUCAAACGACUCACACAGCUGCGACAAUCUAACCUGGCAUGACCUAGAGUAGGGGCAUAAAUAUAGUUAAAAUUGGUGCCAAUGCUAGAUCAUGCUAGAGAUUUGAAGUAGUGUCAACUUCAGUGAAGUCAUUUAACAAAUGGAAGAAGAGAUAGAGUGGAGCGUCAGUGCUUGAGGAAUUGUUGCGUUGGUUGGAGGUCGACAUAUCCUGCUCACUCUAGUGGGAAAAGUGUGUUCCCAAAGCUCGAGUGCUUCGUGUUCCUCUGGCAUGUCUGACACAUAGACAGACUGGUGAUGUUACUUCUGUAAUGUGUGUUCAUUACAUGUGUAUAAACGGACAGAAAGAAGAAUGUUACAAAUCAGGUAUUAAGCCCAGGACACCUGAGCAUUUGUCCCUCCAGACUUAACUUUCAAUUUAGUGUCUUUAACUACGUGACAAAUGUCUGAAAUGUUGAUAUGAUGAUUUUUAAUUAUUAUUAUAAUUUUUAUUAUUAUUAUUUUUUGUUUUUUUGUUUUUUAUUUGUCAGUCAUUGAUUUGAGUUUAUUCUAGAGUCCAAGAGAGGGUGUGUAUUUGGUGUCUGUGUUCUGUGUUAAGGGCCGCUUCUGGAGAGGGUGCAACAUUACUGUCUCUCUUCACAAUAGCUUUUUUUUUUUCUUUUUUCUUUUUUUCUUCUUUUUUUUUAUUAUCUAGCUGCGACAAGUGAGCAAUGCCGAAGAUAAAAGGAAAAAAAUGAAUUAAAAAAAAAUAAUCUCCUAAAUAAUUGCUGUAUUUAGAGAUCAUAUAUGUUCCUGUGUAGUGUGAAGCUGGCACUAUGUUAUUAGUAUUUUUGUAAUAUAGUCGAUAUGAUUUUUUUUUUUCCAGAGUAUUAUUUUGAUUUUGUUUUCUCAUUAUAUUGUUUGUUUUCUGUAACUGAUGAAGUUGUAGACUUUUGAAACAGAGUGAAAUUGAAAAGAAAAGAAAAGCCAAACAAAGUGCAGAGACAACAUAGACAUGAAGCUAAUUUUUUUACUGCUGUGCACAUUGUGAUUUUAAAUUUUUCUUUGGUUUUGUUGGGAUAACGUGAUUGAUUAUGUGAUUGUUUUAUCGAAGGCCUUGUUGACUGCUUUCGGGACAAGAGGACUGUAGUUAAUUCCCCUCCCAACCCUCACCACCAAGCCUCAUAUGUGUACUGUGUUAUGGUAGGGGGACGAGAUGAUUAUCAUUAGGCUUGAUUUAGAGUCUUGGCUAAUGUAUAUCCUACUAAACUUGUGGGCUGGUUAUGCCAUUAUUCUUUCUUUUUUCUGUAUCUAACAUGAAGUAAAGUUCAUGUACCACAUGUAAGUGUAAUUAUUGUGUGUAAGAAGUGAGUCAGUGAGUAAAUAUACACAUGACAUGCAUGCUUGGGUGUAAAUCCCAGAUUUCUAUUCUUUUUAAGUAAGACAUACUUUCAGAAAUCAAAAUCAGCACCAUUUCAUGCCAGACUAUGUCAUCAUUCAUACUGCAGUCAAAAGCACUUGAUAACAGCAAAUUGCAGGUGAACACAAUUCAGUAUGGCAGUUCUUUCCAGUCUCAAAUAGCCAGCAUGUGUGAUUCUCUUCGAGGCCUUCCGGAAUUCCCCUUCAUUCUUCAUUGUACUCGUAUCAGUUUCAUCACUGAUAUAUGUUCUCUCUCUUAACUACUUGUGGUAAAAUGGAGUUAUCUGAUACAGCCUACUUGGUAUUAGUGUUAGGGCUCUCAUCUAAGCAAACCAUGAUUUGUCUUUUAACUUUUUUUUUUUCAUGUGUGUGUGUGUGUGUGUGUGCGUAUGCGUAUGUGUAUGCGCAUGUGUAUAUAUAUAUGUGUGGGAGUGAGAGUGAGUGUGACUGCAUGUGCAUAUGUGUGUGUGUGUGUGUGUGUGUGUGUGUGAGUGAGUGAGUGAGUGAGUGAGUGAGUGAGUGAGUGAGUGAGUGAGUGAGUGAGUGAGUGAGUGCGUGCGUGCGUGCAUGCGUGUGCGUGUGUUUGGGUUACCAGCAUGAAUGUUUGUGUGUCUUUGAAACACACCGUUGCACAUACAUGCGAGUACUUAUAUAAAGAAUACAUGAGCUUUGUCCUCGUUAAUCUAUUGUUGGCAGAAUGGCAAGAAUAUAUGCCAUGUUCAUAGAUGGCUCCACAAGUGCUUAAUCACCAAGGAGUCAAUUGCUUGUCCUACCUAGCUCACCUCUUUACCCUUUUCCUUGAUUUCUGAAAAGAUUCUUUUUCAUUUUUUAUUUCUAUAAUUAUUGUAAUUAUUCACAUUAUAAUAAUCAUAAUGUCAACAACAAUAAUAUUAAUAGCAUUACAAAAAUAUAGUUUCCCCAAAAACACAAGGAAAAGGGAAAUCGGCUGAUGGUUCAUAAGCUUACCAAUUACCUCCUUGGAGGCUGAUCAUUUGUGGUGCAUCUAUGUGCAAACAAAAUUCACAAGAAAACAACAGUAGACAGUGAGAUUACCUGGCACCAUUAGGUUAAAAGAGGUCAAGAUGGAAAGAAACAGGAAUAGUUUGUUUGACUGGAGAAGCAAGAAAAAACCUACUUCAUAUUCAUGGAUUGCUUGUACACUUUUAGGAAAUGCAUAGUGGUCAUGAAGUCAUAACAUGGCAUCACUGUACUGUAAUUUUUGUGUCGACUGUCUCCAUUCCCCACCACAAGGAACUUUGGCAAGGAAGGAACCAGCCAAAAUUUAUCUCCUGGGAUUAUCUAUGGUGCUCAUAACAUAUCUUAAGACAUCCCAGUUCCGGUACCUUGGAAUGGGGGUCUCGUAUUUUAACCCUGACAACAGUUCAAACAAAGAAGAAAAUGUAAAACCAAUCAGUCAUCUUCAAUUUUUUUUUUUUUUUUUUUUUUUUUUUUUUUCCCCCCCUUUCUUCAACCAAUGUGAAAUAACAACAACAAUUAUGGAUGAAUUCUAUUUGUUUUGUUAAAGGAAAAAGGAGAAGAAUAGAAAGAAAAAGAGAAAGUAAUGAACCAUUCCUUUUUUUCUUUCAUUUUUAUUUCUUUUUAUUAUAAGGCAUUUAGCCGCAUAUUGAGGAAGAUGCCUUAUCAGUAGGGAUUUGGCUGUGUGUAAAUGCCAUGUCUGUGUUAUUCUGAAGCUUGACCAACUUGGUUGUACCUUUGAUGUUCAGGGUUUGGUCGAUAAAUAACAAUAAAUAACAGUUAAAUGUUUGUUCAAUGUGACCUGUUCAUGGCUGAUGAACUGUAAACAUUUUGUGAUGACAGAAGUUUAUUUGGAUAAAAGAGUAACAGUAUUUCAAAGUUGAUGAUCUUAAGUCUUGAUUGUAACUUAUGGUAUUGAAUAGUAUUGCCACAUGUCAGAUCUCAACAUGAGAACUGUAGAAGGAAUAUUAGUUGAUUUGCAUUUCUUGCAAAUUGGCACCAACACUUACCAUUCAAAAAAAAGAAAAGAAAAAAAAUCUUAUAACUUGAUUAUCUCUUUAAUUCCUAUUGGAUGGAAUUGAUGAAAUAUAUAGGUAUGUGUUUGUUGAUUAUAUUUUUGAUAUGUGAAGAGUAAUGCCAGAUAGACUUCUAGCAUUUAUAGUACUUGCCAUUUACAACUUGGUAAUAAAUGUGGAACUAUAGUAUUUUCAUUAAUAUAUUCUGAAAUGUUUCUUCCAUGGAGAUGUUAUUAUGUCAGACUUUAUGUAACAUUGGUGAUCUUUUUUUUUUCCUCAAGGUUCUCUUCAAUGUACGAGCCUCUAUUACCCAGUAUUUGUGUGUGCUCAAGUGAAUGGAAGGUCUAGAUUUAGUAAGAGGUCAAAGUGCAUCCAGGUUAUUUGUUUUUUGAGCCUGAGGAAGCCCAUCUAAGAGUUCCUUUGAUUCAGGAACCAGUUGGCUGUUAUUUUUAUUUCAUUUUAUUUAUUUAUUUUUUCUUAUUCCAUGUAUUUAUACUUGUAUUUUCGAGGUACUAAUGAAAACCGUUAAUGACAAGAGUUUAUUUAUUUAUUUUGUUUUUUUCCUUUAAUGGAAAUUUUCACUUUAAGAGGUAAAUUUUCCUUUCUUCUCUUUCUACAAGCACUGUUUUAACAGGUAAAUAAAGCUUGUAUAACCUCUAGCUUAGGAAUUAUUCUCCUGGAUGCACUUUCCAUGUGUGAAAAGAAUGCUGUUCUAAAACAGUUAAGUUCUGGACUAGAAAACAUUUUUUAUGGAUUUUUAAGGAAAACUAUUUUUUUUUCUAAUGUUGUAAGAGAACUGGAUUAAUACCACACCAGUGAUGUGCUAUAAGUAGCUAUGAAAGUAGUGGUGUGCUGGUCAUUAGGUUAAGCCAGGUAAGUUUGUAGUUAAAAAAAAAUAACACAAAUUGUAAAAAGAAAGUUUUGGAAAGUGCUGUUUUUGUUAUUUUUUUUCUUCCUUUUUUUUUUAUCUUUUCGUUUUUGGCAAUGAACUGCAGUAGUUCAGUUGUGUAUUCUUUUUUUUAUUUUGAGUUGUAGAUAUUCAAUUGGAGCAAAUUUUUAUUUUUUAACCAGAUCUUUUUAGGGAAACAUCAGUGAAAGCUUAAAAUCACUUCAGCUUACAAAAUGAUUUUUUUUGUGUGUGGCUUUUAUUUAAUUGUUCAUAAAUGGAGAACAAUAAAAGUACUACAUUUUCA